Messenger RNA from Vicia faba (fava bean), 1602 nucleotides. NCBI's taxonomy places the organism in Eukaryota, Viridiplantae, Streptophyta, Magnoliopsida, Fabales, Fabaceae. The record is from the annotation of a GenBank genome assembly.
AUGUGCCAGUUAUCAUCAUCAACCUCUUCUGUCUCCACUUUGUGUGAAAAUAAUAACAACCAAACAAACAUAUCCACAACCAAACUCAAGAAACCUGACAUGUUUACACCAUUGAUCCCUAAAUCCCCAACAUUCAAACAACAAGAAACCCACACAAAAAAUACCCAUUUUUCUCUUGCCAUCAACGAAGCCAAACAUAUUUCAAACAUAGCAUUACCCAUGGUUUUAACAGGCUUAUUAAUGUACUCUCGUUCCAUCAUCUCAAUGCUGUUUCUCGGCCGUGUUGGCGAACUCGCUUUAGCAGGCGGAUCACUUGCUAUAGGGUUCGCCAACAUAACCGGUUACUCCAUUCUCUCUGGUCUUGCCAUGGGAAUGGAGCCUAUUUGCGGUCAGGCUUUCGGUGCCAAAAGAUUCAAACUCCUUGGUCUUACAAUGCAAAGAACAACGAUUCUUCUUCUAGUAACAUCAAUUUUCAUUUCAUUCUUAUGGCUUAACAUGAAGAGAAUUCUGCUUUUAUGUGGCCAACAAGAAGAUAUAGCAACCGUUGCGCAAACAUACAUUCUUUAUUCUCUCCCUGAUCUCGUAGCGCAAUCAUUUCUACACCCUUUGAGAAUCUAUCUUCGAAGCCAAUCCAUAACUCUUCCUUUAACAUACAGUGCUACUCUCUCUAUUCUUCUUCACCUUCCUAUAAACUAUUUUCUUGUUUCUGUCCUCAACUUAGGAAUCAAAGGAAUCGCGAUAGGUUCCGUUUGGACGAAUUUCAACCUCGUUGCUUCGUUGAUUAUUUACAUUUGGGUCUCUGGAACACACAAGAGAACAUGGAAUGGCUUUUCAUCUUCUUGUUUCAAAGGAUGGAAAUCGCUUUUGAAUUUAGCGAUUCCAAGCUGCAUUUCGGUUUGUCUGGAAUGGUGGUGGUACGAAAUCAUGAUUUUAAUUUGCGGUUUAUUGAUCAACCCACAUGCAACUGUUGCAUCUAUGGGUGUUUUGAUUCAAACAACUGCAUUAAUCUACAUUUUUCCUUCUUCGUUGAGUUUCGGCGUUUCGACAAGAGUUGGUAAUGAACUUGGUGCUGAAAAUCCACAGAAAGCAAAACUUGCAGCAAUAGUAGGACUCUGUUUUAGUUUUGUUUUGGGCUUUUCUGCUUUGUUGUUUGCAUUUUCGGUUAGAAACAUUUGGGCUUCAAUGUUCACAAAUGAUCCACAAAUCAUUGCUUUAACAUCAAUGGUGUUACCUAUCAUAGGACUUUGCGAGCUCGGAAACUGUCCACAAACAACGGUUUGUGGCGUUUUGCGAGGGACUGCUCGCCCGAAGUUGGGCGCGAAUAUUAACUUAGGAUGUUUUUAUCUCGUGGGAAUGCCUGUUGCGGUUUGGUUGAGUUUUGUUGCUGGAUUUGAUUUCAAAGGUUUGUGGUUUGGACUUUUGGCUGCUCAAGGUUCUUGUAUGGUCACAAUGUUGUUUGUUUUGUUUCGUACCAAUUGGGAAAAUCAAGUAGAAAGAGCCAAGGAGUUAACAUCUUCGGACUCAAGCCAAGAAGAAGAAGAACAAGAGAAAGGAUUUGUGAGUUCAUGUGACACAAAAGAGUGUUCAAAUUCGUUAGUUUGA